This is a messenger RNA of Haliotis rubra (blacklip abalone), 1825 nucleotides long. RefSeq names its product B-cell lymphoma/leukemia 10-like. The record is from RefSeq and is a predicted model, not a curated record. Lineage: Eukaryota; Metazoa; Mollusca; Gastropoda; Lepetellida; Haliotidae. Gene Ontology annotation, biological process: canonical NF-kappaB signal transduction; apoptotic process; positive regulation of extrinsic apoptotic signaling pathway. Bases 437 to 952 code for a protein of 171 amino acids. The transcript is spliced from 3 exons. Gene Ontology annotation, molecular function: transcription coactivator activity; NF-kappaB binding; kinase activator activity. Gene Ontology annotation, cellular component: CBM complex; cytosol.
AAGAGUUAUGUCCCUUAGACUUAACACGGCAGCCGACAUCUCUGACAACUUUACAGUGUGAAAACAUGAUAAGCAGAACAUGUGUACUAACGCUUCAAAGAAUUGAUCUUAAUUUACAGUAAAAAUUAUGACGUUAUCUUAUUGACCGUCAACAUCCGAGUGCAUAGGAUUUCUGAUCGGAAAGAGAGUCGUUCUUGACCGAAUCUCGUACCAGGAAGUUGACAUAGUGACACACCUAAUCGCUUGGUCGUUGUGAUUGGCUCUCUCUCCGGAGAAUUGUUUUCCUCAUAGGGCUAAAUUACACGUUUCAGCGAAUCCAGUUGUGUUAAUCUCUCACCCGAAUUCCUAUCGCCAAUACCUGACGCUGACCGGGAACCAUCAGCUGAACUACGGGUACACGCGGCCUCGGCGGGGUGGCCCCAACCGUACAGUAUUCAUGACCAAUAGAAUGGUAUACCCCAAGGAUGAAAUCAUGUAUGCAAGAAGUGACUGUGAAGCUAUGGACGAGGCUGGCAUUCUGAACGGGAUCAAAAUUGAGAUCCUGAGAGAAAAGCGUGUGCAGUUGGUAGACUCCCUCAACCCAGAACGCCAUUUUGAUUUCCUGCGUUCACGAUGCGUCCUGUCGGGGGAAGAUUGUGAGGAAAUUAACCACAAUGUGACGCGACGGCAGAAGGCCAGCGCCAUGCUGGAUAAGCUGCUUGACCACGGGGGCAACGCGUACGACCGUCUGUGCGAGAGUCUUUUAAGGGAGAGAACUCAGAUGUUCCUGCUCAAAUCCCUUAACAUGGAGUACGAGAACAAGAUGAACAACUGUAAAGCACUGUUCCAAGCCAGUGUGAACAGAUCCACCAGCCUGAAGCUGGCCGUGGACACGGAUACCCUGCCACGCCCUCCCCCACCCAUCCUCGCCAGCACGAAGCAGUGGAGUAUAUCAGAUGAUUCAACUGCAUGAACUCCAGGCAUUGGACUGGGACGACACCUUUACACAGACUGUUAAACGGUAGUCUGUCAAGACUAUUUGCUGGCAUCUGCGGUUCCUUUGCAUUUGGUUAUUGAGGAUAUUUAUCUCAGAAAGCCAAUGACUGCCUCGCGAAGUGAUUUUGGCAACCCUGGACUCCAUAAAUAAUCGAGUCUUGACAAUCCAGUGAUCAACAACAUGAGCAUCGAUCUACGCAAUUGGGAUACGAUGUGUCAACCAAGUAAGCGCGCCUGACCACCCGAUCUCGUUAGUCGCCUCUUAGAACAAGCAUGGGUUGCUGAAGACCGAUUCUAGCCCGGAUGUUCCCGGAGUAGUUGUAUGGUUACAGGGGGAGUGAUGUCAAACAUGCAUGAGAAACAAAAAGUUUUACUUUCACAUCCAGCCGAUUUUCUCAUGUUGCACUUAGAAAGUCAUGACUUAUACUGUCUCAGACAUAUCGGUAGUCAAAUCUGGCGCCAAUAAUGGCUCUUGACCAAUGAGCGAUCUUCAUUUGAUCGUGUGGCGUGAAGUCGGACAAUUUGCGUUGAUCUGAAUUUGAAACGCUGGGGGCAUCUUACCCAUGUCGUGAUCAAGGUGAGGUGGGGCGAAAUUGGGUUAACGUCGUGUUUGAGAAUAUUUCGCUCAUAUGACGAUGUCGUGAUCAAGGAUUAUGGUCUUAGGAUUUAUCGUUUUAGCUGAUGAAUAAUCAUGGUGCAUGGUUGGACUAUCAUUUUUCUAAUCUACACCUGCUUAACAAAUAAGAGUGUGUGAUAAAAUUUUGUGCUGCAAUAUUUGCGUAUUAAGUAUUUGCAUCAUACAUGAAAAAAAUAUACUUAGUCUUAAUUCCAAACGGAGUUUUAAAUUUUU